UGUUACUAAUUGCUGGCGGAAGUUAAACCGAAAUAGCUGUAACUUAGUAGUAUUCCGUUAUACAUAAGGGGACUGUUUUAUGAAAGAUUUAAUGCUAUAACGUUAAGUUACUCCAGUCAUACAUUUUACCGUAAGCGCAUUUAAAACGUUUAUUUUCUUUCUUUUGAACGUUGUUCAGUAUUAACUUAGCUACGUAGCGUUAACCUCAGCUAACGUUAGCCACAAGUCAUUGUUUGUUAACGUUUUGUCUUUGAUAGAGGACUAAUGUUACUCUGCUAACAGCUUCCUCUAAAGAGCAGUUGGCAACAUUACAGAGAAGUUAAGGACCUCAUUCCUGCACAGAUGAGGAACAAAGAGGAACAACAGAGGUUUCAGCCUUCACACUGUCUUUGAUGGAUUGAGGACAGCGUCCGUCCCCUCACUCACCUUCUCCAUUCCCUGACGAUCCCCCACUCUACAAAACCGUUUUCAAGCAGCUUCUGUCUUCGCAGUAUACUGCAGGCUUAGUAAAAAUAUGGCAGGUACUCAGGCUCCAACUCGCAAGGGAUUCAAAAGACCAGCUCAAAAGAAAGUAAAGCCUUCCACCAAACACAAGAAACGCAAACAUUUGUCUCAGAACCUCAGAAGCAGUGCGGAGCGAUUUCGAGUGAACAUUGGAUUGGCAUUUGGAAGUUGGCGUGAACUGAAAGCAGAAAAAGGAUUGAGGUCUGAUGCAGAAGUCGCCCUGUGCCUUCUGGAUGAAAGGAAGAGGUUGACCUCAGAGUCAGCCACCUCUGGAGCGAGUGAUAAAAGGAUUAAAUUCUCCCAAUCUGAAGUGCAGACUCUUAUCGAGCAGGAGGUUCGCAGUGCGGUGGAAAAGAAUGAAACCAAGCUGCAGGGUUUAAUAGAAACUAUUCAACAGCUGGAUUAUGAAAGCUCGAUUCAAAAACUGGAGGCUCGAAUUAACACAAUAACGGAGAGAGCAGAAGCGGCUCUAGCCUGUAUGACAAAGACAAAGAGCCCGCCGUCAUCUGUUGUUAACAGGGACAUCGUCAGGUCAGAAUCUCAAGAUGAAACCAUGGAAACCGUUUCACAGAACAAAACGAGCAUGAAGCGCGUGGAGAAGAGUGGAGAGCUCUUUGAAACGAUGGAAACCGCAAAAAAAGAACUGAAGAAGAUGCGUGCAGAUAAUGAAGCUUUUACGGCUGCCAUAACAAAUUUAAGCGAGAAGCUGCCUCCUCCAGUUAUUCCCCCUCACGGCUCUCCUGAGCGGAAGGGACUUGUCAUAAAGAUGGAGCCAAAAGAACAGCAGGAACAAGAAAACACUUCCAAGCAGUUUGAGGAGCCAAAGGCGGAGAGGGUAAAAGCAGAAUGUCUUUCUCCUGGUUCCGAGCACACAGGCACACAUCAGGCCAAGCUAUUGUAUCCUCCUCUUCCGGCCACCCCCUUCCCCUCUAUCCUCAGCGCGGAGGCAACUGCAUACAACAUCCCCCAGAGAGUGGAAGUACAGCUGGCUCUGAUCAGAAAGCCCGCUACACUCUCUGUGCUGUGGAAACUGGGGGAGAUAGACCCGUCUGCGCCACCCAUGGAUAGUUACAACGUCUUCAUGACCACAGAAAAGACUAAAGGGAGCUGUGUCUUCGCGAGUUGGAGAUCCCUCGGAGAGAUGGUUGCCAUCCCUCUGCCCAUGUGUGCGAUGAUCAGCAAGUACAAGCCUGGGCACAAGGUGUGUGUGGCUGUGGUGGGCAAGGACAAGUUUGGCCGGUACGGACCCUACAGUAAAGUUGUCACUGCAGCCCUACCUGACUAGUUGGGAGCAUGGUAUGGACUCAAGGGACUCAAGAGACGACACAAGCAGCUACUGUCAGGUGGGCUUUACACACCUAUUUGUUUCAUCCUCAGUUAGAUUGUAAGUUAACAACAUGAUGCCCACCAGCAGUGAUCACGGUUCCAAUGGAAGCAGCAUAUAUAGCUGUGUUUAAGGUGGUUCUUUCUCAGUUUGUUUGUCUACCACUCAUUCAGAAGAUCAGUACGAUGACUAUUCUUUUGUUUUUUUUGAGCUAAUAAAGUUGACCAUAUAUGUA
Molecule: messenger RNA, 2063 nt
Organism: Morone saxatilis (striped sea-bass)
Lineage: Eukaryota; Metazoa; Chordata; Actinopteri; Moronidae
Gene: atf7ip2
Product: activating transcription factor 7 interacting protein 2
Exons: 14
Coding region: 515-1789 (424 amino acids)
Biological process (GO): regulation of DNA-templated transcription
Cellular component (GO): nucleus; transcription regulator complex
Molecular function (GO): transcription coregulator activity; protein binding
Source: RefSeq, a predicted model, not a curated record